GGCAAUGGUGGUGCGUGGUGGUGGGGUGUCUUUAUUAUAUUGAGAUUAAUUAUCAUAGAAAUACAGUCUUCUGGGGAUGUUUAUACAGUGACAGCAAAGCCUAGACGAUGCAAAUGAUUUUUGGAGAGAGAGUGAGUUUCUAGAGGGAAGACUUGAAGGUUUGAAGGGAGGAGACAUGCCCAAUUUCAUCCCAACAGCUGUAUUGCUUGCUGCUUCUCAUCUUAGCAGAUCCCAAAAGCAGCUGGAAGCUAAGUUUAAGAGUUCACCAGGCCGUUGCUGAGUAUCUGAAAGAUUUUGGAUCAUAGUUCAGAUGCUCUGAUAAAAUAGAUGGCUUUACGGGUUCAAAACCUCCCCAAGGGAAAGUUUGGUCAGAGUUCUAAGCAUUCCAUGCCCCAUGAUGCUGGUAGUUGUUCAUCAUGGAACAGUGUGCAUGAACACCAUUUUCCUGACACAUCCUUGAAAAAGUUGAGCUUGAUAGAGGAAUCUCCACCUAAAAACUGUCGAGAGCCAAAGCAUUUAGUUCUUCAAAUUCAAGACCAGGACCUGUCGUUGACUCAUUCAACUGGCCAAUUUCAACAAGAAAGAGCUGCUACGGGAAAGACCAAGACUCAUGAUCAAUGUAUUUGUGCAGAAUCUGUUCAAGAUGAAAGCUACAGACAGCGUGUGGAAGCCCCUAUGAAGCCUUUAUUUCUGAUGGACAACUCAGAAUUUGGCAUCAGUCAUUCACAAGUUGAUAUGAAUCCAUCUAUGACAAGAAUUCCUUAUGCAUAUGCUGAUCCGUACUGCAAUGGUUUAUUCACUGCCUAUGGACCACAGGCUAUGGUUGUGGGCAUAGCACCUGCACGGGUCCCAUUGCCUCUUGAUCUUGCAGAAGAUGGCCCCAUUUAUGUCAAUGCAAAACAGUAUAAUGGAAUCCUCAGAAGGAGACAGACACGUGCAAAACUUGAGGCUCAAAAGAAACUUGUCAAAACUCGAAGGCCAUACCUUCACGAGUCUCGGCAUAUGCAUGCAUUGAAUAGGGUUAGGGGUUCCGGAGGUCGCUUCCUCAGCACGAAAAAGUCACAACCCCCGGACCCUACUCCCACUAGCCCCCAUUGCGCUUCAGACUUGGCUCAAUAUGGUCGGAAGGGAAAUGCAUCAGAGGUCACAGUCAAAGUAGAAACUGGCAAACAUGAUGCUUCAAUUACUUCCCCCUUGGGCAUCAACUGUUCAACCAACAGUGAUGUCAUUUUCCCGCAGCUGGAUCGUAGGUUCUCGGGCAUCGCUUCUCAAAUGCAAGGCAGUGGGGGGCUUAUGUGCAACGAACCUCGGCAUUGAGCUCCGGUUGUCCGGUGAGAAGUGGAAACAAGCAAGAGACCAUGUCACCCGGCUGGGCAAUUCAUCCUUGGCUUUGUAACUUUUAUAUUGUGUUUUGUGCUUCCUUAUAAAAGGCAUAGAGCUGCUACUACGUACCAAACUACCAUGCGAUCUUCCACGUUCUUUGGGAUCGAUGUCAAACUUUUUCAACUGAUCUUUUAUUUGACUUUAUUUAGGUUAACUUGGUCUGCUUUGUUUCAAAUGAUUUGUCAGCUUAAAAAGCGUGUUGUACCGUAAUUUAACCUAUAUUUGUAAUUAU
Molecule: messenger RNA, 1615 nt
Organism: Ilex paraguariensis (yerba mate)
Lineage: Eukaryota; Viridiplantae; Streptophyta; Magnoliopsida; Aquifoliales; Aquifoliaceae
Source: the annotation of a GenBank genome assembly